Messenger RNA from Striga asiatica, 4559 nucleotides. Lineage: Eukaryota; Viridiplantae; Streptophyta; Magnoliopsida; Lamiales; Orobanchaceae. The record is from the annotation of a GenBank genome assembly.
AUGAAGCGAUUACGGGACGAGGAGUAUAUGAACCCUCAAUUUAAGCGGCCGUUCGGUGCUUCACGUGGCGAAUUCUUGGAUGUUCUGAAUGUGAGAAAAUCUUUUGAUCAGAAUACAGCGAGUCCCAAUUCAUGUAACAAGGUUGCAGAAAUUGAUAGGAGGAAGACAAAUGAAUUAGGUUUUAGUACUGCUUUUAGGGUGUCCAGGUAUGCGCCAUCACAAUCUCAUAGUGCCAAUGGAGGUGGAGAAGUUGGUGUUGAAAGCGAGAAUGGUGGUAUUGGAGUUAUCGGUAGUGGUGCAGGUGUUGUUGCUAGUAGUACACAAAAGCUUACCACUAAUGACGCAUUGAGUUAUUUGAAGCAAGUUAAGGACAUGUUCCAAGAUCAAAAGGAAAAGUAUGAAAGCUUCCUUGAUGUCAUGAAGGAUUUUAAGGCUCAAAGAAUUGACACCGCUGGUGUCAUAGCAAGGGUAAAGGAAUUGUUUAAAGGCCACCCGAAUCUAAUCCUAGGUUUUAAUACAUUCUUGCCUAAGGGUUACGAAAUUACCCUAACCGAUGAGGAAGAGGCUCUGCCAAAAAGGACAGUUGAGUUUGAAGAGGCCAUCAGUUUUGUUAAUAAAAUUAAGAGACGAUUUCAAAAGGAUGAUCAUGUUUAUAAAUCUUUCCUAGAUAUCUUGAAUAUGUAUCGGAAGGAACACAAGAGUAUAACUGAGGUCUACCGAGAGGUUGCAGCACUUUUUGAUGACCAUCCUGACCUUCGUGAAGAAUUUACUAGAUUUUUGCCCGAUACUCAGGCGGCUGCUUCGACUCCGUAUGCUUCAACACGUACGGUAGAUAAGAGAUUACGGAGGGACAGUAUUAUGGAUCCAAAUGAAGAGCGGGAUCCUAAUAUAGCACGUGCGGAUAUGGAUGAUGAUAAAACAAUAACGAAGCUGUCCAAAGAGCAUAAGAAGCUUACUGAAAAAGAAAACAGAGAUAAGAUGAAUUGCUAUCUGGAUGGCAGAGAUCCUGAUAUGGAGAAGAAGCCGUCUGACAAAAAGAAGUCUGCUCUGAAUGUUGAAGACUUGGGUGGGGCACCUAUUACCUCCUUUGAUGAUAAAGAUGCAUUAAAAAGUUCGUACAACUAUGAGUUCUCUUUCUGCGAUAAAGUUAAAGAGAGGCUGCAGAGUGAAGCUGAUUGCCAGGCAUUUUUAAAUUGCCUUCAAAUUUACAGUUCAGAAAUCAUUACUAGAAAAGAACUGCAGAGUCUGGUUGCUGAUUUACUUGGAAAAUAUCCAGAUCUUAUGGAGGGUUUCAACGAGUUUUUGGAGCGCUAUGGAUAUCUGGCUGGUGUUGUGAGAAAAAAAACAUUAAGGAAUGAAGGGAAUUCUUCAAAAGCCCCUAGAAUAGAUGAGAAGGAGAAAGAACAAAAGCGUGACUUGGAAGGAGGGAAAGAGAGAGAUGGGUGCAACUUAAAAUACUUGGGAAAGUCCAUUCAGGAGCUUGACCUAUCUGAUUGUCAACAGUGCACUCCUAGCUAUCGGCUUCUUCCUAAGGAUUAUCCAAUAUCUUCAGCUAGCCAGAGGUCAGACCUUGGUGCUCAAGUUCUAAAUGAUCAUUGGGUGUCUGUGACAUCUGGUAGUGAGGAUUAUUCUUUUAAACACAUGCGGAAAAAUCAGUAUGAAGAAAGCCUGUUCAGAUGCGAGGAUGAUAGAUUUGAGCUAGACAUGUUGUUGCAGUCCGUGAGUUCAACUGCUAAGCGAGCUGAGGAGCUUUUGAACAGUAUCAAUAAUAAUUCAGUUGGGUCAGAUGGUCCCAUACUAAUUGAGGAGUACUUCACAGCUCUUAAUUUGAGAUGCAUUGAACGAAUAUAUGGGGAACAUGGUCUUGAUGUGAUGGACAUUCUGCGUAAAAAUCCACCACUUGCUUUGCCUGUUGUCCUAACACGUCUGAAGCAGAAGCAAGAAGAUUGGACCAAGUGCCGUUCAGAUUUUAACAAGGUUUGGGCUGAGAUAUAUUCUAAGAAUCACUACAAGUCUCUCGAUCAUCGCAGCUUCUAUUUCAAGCAACAAGAUGCAAAGAAGUUGAGCACAAAAUCCUUAGUGGCAGAAAUCAAAGAAAUCAAAGAGAAAAGGCGGAAUGAGGAUGAUGUGCUUCUUAGUAUUGCUGCUGGAAGGAGGCAUUUUGUCACUUCUGACCUCGAAUUUGAUUAUGCUGAUGCUGAUGUUCAAGAAGAUGUAUUUAAGAUUAUCAAGUACUCCUGUGAGGAGAUCUGUUCAACAAAAGAUCAAUAUAAUAAGGCUUUGAGGUUUUGGACUACUUUUCUUGAGCCGAUGUUGGGUGUUCAUUCUCAUCGCAAUGGUUUGGAGACUAAUGGAGAUAAAGAUGUCUCUAAACGCCAAAAUAACGAAAACAACACUGGUGUAACAGAAAGGGAAACUAGUGCAAAUACCGAUCUUACCACCACAAAUUUGAAGCUAGCAAAGUCUAAUUGCAAUGGAGAUUCUAGUUCAUCACCUCAAAGAAUAAAUUUCAGAACUGGUUUCACGAAUGUGGGCAGUUCGGCUAAAGAAGGAAUAGCAGUGGCUUCUGGUGAAAGAUUAACCAACCCAGAUGCAGCUGUUACUUCAGGAUCAGACAUUAAUCACGGGUAUGGCGCAAAUGCUUCAAAAGUGAGUAAUGUUACCACUGUGGAAGGCAAUGAAGCCAGAUCAAAUAUGGAUGUUACAGCUCCCUCAGAGGGUGGUGAACAAUUUAGAUUGAGCAAGCCAGCAGAUGGAAAUUUUGCAGAAAGGUCCAGACUUUCCAGAUAUAACGAGGAUCCUGCUGAUCCUUGUAAAAAUGAGAAAGAGGAGGGUGAGUUGUAUCCUAAUUGUGAUUCUGAAGAUAAUUUUGGUGCCUACCAAGACAGCAUUCUGCAAGUCUUGCCUGAAAAAAAGCGUGGCAAUGGAGUAAGCCAAGGUCAAACGGAGGAUCACAAAGACAAUGCUGAUGACAGUGAAAAUCCAUCAGAAGCUGGAGGAGAUGUUUCAGGCAGUGAGUCUGCUGCUGAUGAGUGUUCGCGGGAAGAUCCUGAGGAAGAAGAAGAUGGCAAAGCUGAAAGUGAAGGUGAGGAUUAUGGUGGAGAUGCUGCUGCUUUGGUGCCGCAAUCUGAACGAUUUAUGCUGAUGUGUAAGCCUCUAUCAAAGCAUGUGGCUUCUUCAUUGAUAGGCGAUGAGAAGAAGGAUCAACAUGUUUUCUAUGGAAACGACACAUUUUAUGUGCUUUUUAGGCUGCAUCAGACACUUUAUGAGAGAAUACUAUUUGCUAAAGCCAGUUCAGUAUGUGGUGAAUCCAAGUGGAGAAACACGGAAGAUGCGACUCCCGAUCCAUAUGUUAGAUUCAUGGGUGCACUAUUCAGUUUACUUGAUAGAUCUUCUGACAAUACAAAAUUUGAAGACGAUUGCCGUUCUUUGAUUGGGAACCAGUCCUACGUGCUAUUCACAUUGGAUAAGUUGAUCUAUAAGUUGGUUAAACAGCUUCAAACUGUUUCAAGUGAUGAGGCUGAAUGUAAGCUGGUUCAGUUGUAUCAAUAUGAGAAAUGUAGGAAGCCAGAGAAGUUUGUUGAUUCAGUUUAUUAUGAAAAUGUUUGUGCCCUUUUGCAUGACGAGAAUAUAUACCGGUUUGAACGUAUAUCCAAUCCGACUCAGUUUUCCAUCCAAUUGAUGAAUGAUGAAGAUGAGAAGUCUGAAGUUUUUGCAGUUUCAAUAGAUCUGAAUUUCGCGACAUAUUUUCACGAAGAGUAUCUUUCAGUGAACCAUGGAAAGGAGGAGUCAUCAUUGAAUAUGCUGAAAAGGAAUCUACGCAAGUGUAGUAACAUAGAUGAACCCACUGCUCUGUAUAGGGCAAUGGAAAACGUUCUGAUCAUGAAUGGGUUGGAAUGUAAGAUGGCGGCAAGCACAUCAAAGAUCACGUAUGUUAUCGACACGGAGGAUUCAUUUAUUCGUUUAGGAAGGAAACUGGUUAGAUCUUCUUCGCCCAAUGACCAAACAAAAGUCCAACGGUUUCACAAUUUUCUGGCAGCCUCUAUUGGUGAUUCAAAGGGAACCCCUUUGUGAUGCUUUUGAGAAGUUGAGUCAUGGAUCUCGGCUCAUACGAGAAUUGUUCCUGCAAUUUAUUUAAUUGCUAGAGACCAACGACUCGUUCGGUAAUGAUGAUUUCUUCAAGAUCGGGCGAGUGGCAUUGGUAUUUGUUUCUGUACAUAGCAAGGUCUGGUCCGCGUGCUAGUAGCCAUUUUUAUGUGUUUUUCGUAGGGGUUUCAGACUGUUGUUAUGUACACAAUACAGAUCAACAUGGUGUAAGAAAAAGAGAAAUGGGAGAUGGGGGGAAAUAGUAUAAAUGUAUCAAACUUUUUGAACUUUGUGUUUUCUUGAAUAUAUGUAUAUAGUUCACUUGCCAAUGCAUUAAUAAGAUAACUUUCUACUUUCUAGAUCCCAUUUACUUCUUCUUCUUCUUUUUAUUAUUUUAGAAGUUUCCUUUUGGAGUAGGAGCCAAGGAUUGGAACAAGGAUAUAAAUAUGAUUUUCCAGUCGUGGUUGCAUAAG